UGCAGAUCUUCCUGGUCUGGUGAGAAGCUUGUAUUUAAACCGACUACCGAGUAACAGUGUAAUACCUCUCAGAUCUAUACUCCGCAUACGUCCGUCUUAGGCACCAUCAUUUUGUACCUGCAUCUCUGACCUCAUCAUCCACACCGCUAUUCAAGACUCAAACAUUACACUCUCGUCAUGCCCGUCGUCUCACGUCUCGUGUCGAUCGUUCUCCGCGUAGUGGAAAUCAUCUGCGCUGCGAUCGUCGCUGGCAUCAUCGGUUACUACCUUGGUUCGUUGAAUGACCUUGAGGCUUGGCCUCAAGCACGAUGGAUCUAUACAGAAGUGGUCGCCGGUCUAUCCAUUCUACUGGGCCUGAUAUGGUUGAUACCUUUCUCGUUCGGCUUCUUUUCGUGGCCCUUUGAUGUCAUUAUCUCUCUCGCUUGGUUCGCUGCCUUCGGUAUCCUCGUCGACGCUAUCCACAAAUUUAACUGCGGAAGUAUCUGGGCAUGGGGCGGUAUUGUUCAUAACGACGUGUGUGGUCGGUGGAAAGCCGCAGAGGCAUUCAGCUUCAUCUCGGCCUGCGUCUGGCUCGUUUCGGCGAUCGUGGGUAUCUGGUUCACCUUCCGGGUCCGUGGUACUACAAGUGACGGAGUUAGCAACCGCCGUGGCUUCUUCAAGCGGUCCGCUGUCUAAAUAUGGAAAGCUAUGCUUUACGAUAUUGUUUGGUUUUCUCAGCUGCCCGACCAGCCCUGGGUAUGGCCGGCUAUCAGCGAAAAUCAGACCGGUAAUUCAAAGAGAGACAUCUAUCAACCCACACGACACUCUUUAUACCCCGAUCCUGACACGAUACUUCGCAUCGUGAUUCAGCAUUGGCGCAAUACAGCGCCGCCACAUGUGAAAGUCGCGUUAAGUUCCACUUGAGAUUCAUGGCUCGCCAUCAGCGAGAUACAUGACCAUUGACACGGGAAACGACCUAAUGAUUCUCUUUAAUUACAAUUAAUACUAAUACAGAUACCCA
Molecule: messenger RNA, 1000 nt
Organism: Aspergillus nomiae NRRL 13137
Lineage: Eukaryota; Fungi; Ascomycota; Eurotiomycetes; Eurotiales; Aspergillaceae
Product: MARVEL domain-containing protein
Exons: 6
Coding region: 178-675 (165 amino acids)
Cellular component (GO): membrane
Source: RefSeq, a predicted model, not a curated record